Messenger RNA from Moneuplotes crassus, 1295 nucleotides. Lineage: Eukaryota; Ciliophora; Spirotrichea; Euplotida; Euplotidae. The record is from the annotation of a GenBank genome assembly.
GAGAGCUUAAGAUCUAAAUAUAAUGAGUACAAGGACAAGAAGGAUCAAAGCAUCUGAGCUGUCCAAACAGAGGAGGCUAACUUUGAUCCUUCUCACCUACCUCCUGCUCAUCCUGAGAGGAGAGAAGGGAGAAAGGUUGAUAAUUCAAAAAUAUUUAUCCGAAAAAGAACACUUUUAGUUAAGCUAAAUUCUGAAAAAUAAUGCAAGUUUCUCUAUAUAAUACAUUCAGAUUAAUGCAGCUGUGAGAGAGGACUCUAUUAAGGAUGUUGAGAACUCAAAUACAAAGGGCUUUAAGGAACUCCAGGAUAUACUAAGAACCUUAGCCCCUGACAAGGAUAUCUCAGGAUUUAGAUUGUUCAAGACGGAUCAUAAUAUCUAUCGAAAUGAAGAUUAUAGUUCUAACGGUACUGUUUCUGAUUCACGUACGAAGAGAGAAUCUGAGAAGAUUAGAAGAAAUAGAGAACAAAAAUACUUUCUCAAACAUCACAAUAGCAGUUCAAGCUUUUCAGACUACCUAGAUGCAACUCAUAAUGAAUAUGAAUCAAGAUCAACAAAAUCAAAAGGAGAGAGUUUCUCUGUAAUGGGGACAAGGACUAAGUUUUGAAAUAAGAAUGAACUCAAGACUAAUUUGAAGGCAUCAAAAGCUCAGAUAUAUAAGCAUAGCAGGAAUUCUAAGAACAAGAUUAGUGCUUACAUCAGAAAUUCUCCACAUAAGCUUAACACAGACUUGAAACGUGAUCUUCACUACACAAAGGCAAACCUCAAAUCAAACUUCUACUUAUCAAAAGGUGAUGAUCCAAAAGACCAAAGCAAGACAAUCCUUGUACCUACAAUCCCUCUCCAAAUCCAAGCUAAAAUUACCAACCUCAAAACCAAGCCUCGUUCUAUACCUCGUGUGAACCUUGGAAUUAGAAAAUCAGCAAAUUGUCUCAACAAGACCUUCUAUCACAAAUUUCCAAAAUCAUCCAGUUUGAAUAUGCUAAAAUAGCACCCAGUUCAAAAAGAUACAGCCUUUGCCGAUCUUCACGAACAAAGUAAUCUCAAGGGAGAAGGAUCUUCCUAGAACUCGCUAUCCAAGAAAACAUUUUCGCUCCAUGAGUUAUAGCAAUGAGGACCCUGUUAGAGCCUCACAGAAUAGCCACUAUAAAGCUGCAUGGAAGACCAAAAGAGCUGAGGAUGAUUAUGGAGGUUUUACUGAUUUUCAUGAAUACAUGAAAUAUAUUGUCAAAAAGGAGAACAGGAAAGUCCAUAUCCCUGUGAAAAUUAAACAAUAAGAAACUCCAUGAUCUUCUGUU